Molecule: messenger RNA, 1090 nt
Organism: Zerene cesonia (dogface butterfly)
Lineage: Eukaryota; Metazoa; Arthropoda; Insecta; Lepidoptera; Pieridae
Exons: 3
Coding region: 151-807 (218 amino acids)
Source: RefSeq, a predicted model, not a curated record
UGUGUAUUGUCACAGUGUCAGUGACGUAUUAAAGGACAUUUGGUUGUGGGAAUUUGGAUAUUUAGGAACUUAAAUAAAAAUAAUACACUUUUCAUUAACUACAAUGCUGUAAGAUUUAAACAGGAGAAUAUAUUUUUUCUAGUUGCAAAAAUGUUGAGCUCCUUUCAAAAUACCGUUAAAUAUUUACGGUUGGUGAAUGUAAAAACGGCAUUAAACACACUAAAAGAAUGCAAGCCGAUCAACAAUCCAUGCUUAGAGAAACCUAAAUAUGAUUUGGUACCCAAAGCCAAAACUAUUUAUUUCAGUCCUCGGAGUAUUAACUUUGAGAUCCAAGAAAAGCCUUCUGAAAGAAAUAUCAAGAGAGAUCCAUUAUCAUAUACGCCGAUAGUUAACCCGAGGUCAAUAUUGCCAUUAAUUGAUUCGAAUUGGAGGAAAGAUGAAAUUGGUUUGCCAGCGAUAGAACAGGAGGAAAAGCAGGCGAUUCGUCUGAUUGUUAUUAGGAGGAAGAAAAUGAAGAAGCAUCAGAGAAGGAAGCUGUGGAAGAGAAUGAGGCACCGUUGGGCGAGGGUAAAGAAAAACCGUCGCAUCAAGAAAGAGAAGAUCUUCCAGAACGAACUGGCCAUGCUGGUGAAGCAGGCUAACGAAUUCUCUGCUGAGCAAUACGUAGCCAGUAAGAUCGAAAGAGCGAACCACACACCCCUGCCCACACGUUGGAAGCACAAGAGGUUGCCACAGUUCAUCAUACGACAGCUGUUGGGAAUAGACAAGAAGAUUAAUUAUAAACACACUGAUGUUUAUAAAGCAUAGAUUAUAGAGCUUGGCAAGAAAGCGGUUCACUUUGAAUUGUAACAUUGAUAAAUAUAUGCAUGUUAAUGUAACAGUUUAUGAAAAUUGUUUUUUUGUCUUAGAAUAUUAUGAUUAUAAACUUGUCACCAAAAGCAAAUGUGUUUGUAAGACAGAUUAGAUAGGAUCUUUUUAAAUUUCUUCACAAUAUGAGGCAAAGUGCAUUUGAUUUAUUACGGUUGCCACCAAUUUAAAAGCAAAGCAAUUCAUGUCUUAGAAUAGUCUGUGGAAUAAAUGUCUAUAAAUU